UCCAAGACAUCAGGUGGCGCUAAUGUAAUGCAGUCUUACACCGUCCGCGGUUGAUGAAUAGAAAACACAACACGUGACAUUGUUGUUUGCAAAGGUAUCUACUAGGUAGCGUAAACCCGCUAGGCUGAAGCAGAAAGACGUUUCAACAUUUAUUUGAUAAAACAACAGAUAGACUUUCAUUGCACUCGCCAAUAUGUCCAAACUACAGUUGCUGAAUGUAUUCGUCACCGAGCGUUUAUCCGCGGCUGCUGUGGAGAUAUUCGGGGCGGUAGAGAAGACUAUAGCAGAGUAUCGGGAAGAAAUAUUCCGUUCAGCAGAGGAGAACGAGCGUCUACGGCGGGAGAUGGACAUGAUUAUCAAAUCAGAGAUACAGUUAUACAGAACAGGCUUCCAGCUACUCACUCCCUCUGUUCCCCCUGAGCAGCAGAACUGUGAGCAGGAGUGGAGCCCCAGUCUGGGGCAGGAGGACCCAGAACCCACACAGAUUAAAGAGGAACAACAGGAGCUCAGACUCAGUCAGGAGGACUCACCUCAGCCCUCACAUCUUUACCAAAACCAAACUGUGGAUGAUGGAGAGAGGAGCACUCUACCUAUCAUCAUAACUGAAGAGAUCAAAACAGAACCUGAUGUAGAGGGCUACAGAGUACCAGAACCAACCAGUGAUCAGCCAAUUUCAGUUCAUCCAGACUGCUCUGCUACACUGGAAAAACCAUAUUGGUGUAAACAAUGUGGCAAAAGCUUUACACGUAAGGGAAACUUGACCUUGCAUUUAAAGAUACACACAGGAGAGAAACCUUUUCUGUGCAAACAAUGUGGCAAAAGGUUUAACCAGAAGAGCAACUUGACCGUCCACACAAGGACACACACAGGAGAGAAUCCCUAUCAGUGCAAACAAUGUGGUAAAAGGUUUAACCAUAAGAGCAACUUGACCAGCCAUACAAGGAUACAUACAGGAGAGAAUCCCUAUCAAUGGAAAGCUACUUAAGACUUCAUCAGUGUGUUCACACGGGAGAAAUCUUACCAGUGCAAAUAAUGUGUCAAAAGCUUUGGUUAUAAACAGCCAUACAUCACAUAUGAGCACUCACAUUAAAGGGUAUACAUUAUAUUACUGCAGUGAGCACAGCAAAAGCUUCAGCCUGAGGUGAAAGUGAAAACAACAAAUGAUACUUUGUAUCGUGGAUUUCUUCUCACAUCCAACUUGUAAAUUAAUGUUAUGUUCUGUUUUCUGGCACUUGACGACAAAACAAAUUGAGUUGUGAAAAUCAUCAGUCAGUAUUAGAUUUCUUAGCUGAAACUAGCUCUCACUUUCAGAGACCUACAGUGCAUUCAGAAAGUAUUCAGACCCCUUGACUUUUUCCUUUCAGCUUUGCCUCGAUCCUGACUAGUCUCCCAGUCCCUGCCGCUGAAAAACAUCCCACAGCAUGAUGCUGCCACCACCAUGCUUCACCGUAGGGAUGGUGCCAGGUUUCCUCCAGACGUGAUGCUUGGCAUUCAGGCCAAAGAUUUCAAUCUUGGUUUCAUCAGACCAGAGAAUCUUGUUUCUCAUGGUCUGAGAGUCUUUUAGGUGCCUUUUGGCAAACUCCAAGUGGGCUGCCAUGUGCCUUUCGCUGAGGAGUGGCUUCCGUCUGGCCAUUCUACCAUAAAAGCCUGAUUGGUGGAGUGCUGCAGAGAUGGUUGUCCUUCUGGAAGGUUCUCCCAUCUCCACAGAGUGACCAUCAGGUUCUUGGUCACCUCCCUGACUAAGGCCCUCCUCCCCAGAUUUCUCAGUUUGGCCGGGCGGCCAGCACUAGGAAGAGUCUUGGUGGUUCCAAACUUCUUCAAUUUAAGAAUGCUGGAGGCUACUGUGCUGUUGAGGACCUUCAAUGGAGCAGAAUUUUUUUGGUACCCUUUCCCAGAUCUUUGCAUCGACACAAUCCUGUCUCAGAGCUCUACGGACAAUUCCUUCAACCUCAUAGCUUGGUUUUUGCUUUGACAUGCACUGUCAACUGCGGAACCUUAUAUAGACAGGGGUGUGCCUUUCCAAAUCAAGUACAAUCAAUUGAAUUGUAGAAGUUGUAGAAACAUCAAGGAUGAUCAAUGGAAACAGGAUGCACCUGAGAUCAAUUCCCAGUCUCAUAGCAAAGGGUCUGAAUACUUAUGUAAAUACGGUAUCUGUUUUUUAUUUUUAAUACAUUUGCAAACAUUUUCUAAACUGUUUUCGCUUUGUCAUUAUGGGGUAUUGUGUGUAGAUUUAAUACAUUUUAGAAUAAGGCUGCAAUGUAACAAAAUGUGGAAAAGGUGAAGGAGGACACUGCUGGCUUCAGGAAGCCCUGAUUUGAGGAAAAAUGUCUCUGUAUUUGUGUUUUUGUUUUUAAUGCGUUGGUUGUUUUGUGUAAAGAAUUUAAAAAAUUAAAUGAAUUGUCUACAAAUAAAGAUAAAGGAAGCCCUCACUGCUGUGUCAAGCACAGAGCACACAUUUGGAUUUCUAAACAAUAGGAGUUCUUAUUCAAUUGUUUAACAAUGACAUACAGGAUAUUUGGGCCACUAUCUUCUAUCUGUACUGAUGUUAGAAUAUUGAAGUAGCCUAUCACAUCUGUGUUGACAGUUAAUAAUGCAGCUAAUCAUUUCUUUUAAUAAAGUCGUUUUUUAAUGGAUGUCAUAGUGAAACACUAUUUUCCUCUGUUGAACAUGAUUUCUGUGCUGGUUCAUACUAGGCAGGUUUAAUACAUCCUCUAUCAGCUCUAUUUCCUGCCUCUUACCCCCAACCCUAUCCUGGACCGUUUUCAUAAAGCGUCUGAGAUAAGGGCCGAUCUAGGAUCAGUUCGCCCCUUCCCAUUCAUUAUAAUUGACAUAAAGCACCUCAAAUGAGUGCUAAUCUAGGAUCAGAUUGCCCCUGUACAUUCAUUAUAAUUGACAAGGCAUAACUAGAUCAGCACUCCCACUCAGACGCUUUGGAUCCGAUUACGAUUUAGGAAAUUAUGCCUUUUUUACCCACUUCUCAGUAGUUGGUAUUCAGACUUAUCAUAUGAACGGGCGUAAUGGGCUUUGCAGGCGUGAUUAUUUUGUGUGCGCUGAACAAAUGUAAUUCAACCGCUGAAAACCGAUGGCCAACAGAUGUUCUCAUUGAGUUUUAAUUCAGCAAGGUUUUCAGGUAAUUUAUCUUAAGCCGUGAUACCUUUAAAUACAGUGUACCUUCAAUUAGAAUUUUGUCGACAGACUAGAAUACAUUGAGAGAACGAGUUCAGAAACGGUUCAGAAAAUAGGGGUAAAUGAAAGAAAGCCAUCUAAAUAUUAUUUUUUUAAAUCCAUUUCCCUUUUUUCUGAACCCGUUCUUCGAUGUAUUCUAGUCUGUCGACAAAAUUCUAAAUAUUGCGCCAUGGGUUUGGUUCAAACUGUCACGGCUCAGUCUGUGCCCCAGCUCCAGAACCAUUUAAUUAGCCUACAUCAGUUUUUUUGUUAACACUUUACUUGACACCUAGCAUCAUAACAUGUUAUGACACGGUCAUAUUCAUGUCACAAAUAUGUCAUAAUAGCUGACAUAACUUGUCAUAACCUGUCCAUAAUAUCGUCAUAACCCUGCCAUGACCCAUAUAUUUAUACCUGUUGUGACAUAUUGCGUUAUUUUAUGGCUGGUUAAGACACCUACAUAAGAGUGUCAAAAUCGACAUUUAUUCAAAUGUGUUUUUUUGCUGCCAAGAAUUGUCCUUUAGUUUGAAAGUUUGCCAAGAGUGCGCAAAGCUGUAAUCAAGGCAAAGGGUGGCUAUUUGAAGAAUCUCAAAUAUAAAAUAUAUUUUGAUUUGUUUAAUACUUUUUUGGUUACUACAUAAUUCCAUAUGUGUUAUUUCACAGUUUUGAUGUCUUCACUAUUAUUCCACGACGUAGAAAAUAGUAAAACUAAAGAAAAACCCUUGAAUGAGUAGGUGUUCUAAAACAUUUGACCGGUAGUGUACACACAUUACAUUUGAAAUAAAUAGUCAUCAGACAUCUCCGGUAUACAUUAUGUAGUUAUGUAGAAAUCUUACUUUGUGCAUCUUGUCUUUGGUGUCAUAAACAAUCCUUGCUUCCUGCCUGUGCUUGGUAAGGAUAUGAGAGGGGCCGUUAUGACCUCCUCCUUUAGACUAGUUGGCAGAACGCCCAGAAUAUGUUCUUUAAGUUAAGAUACGAGACAGUGCCAGACACAUGCCGGAACUAACCCAAUGAACUAUGCUUAUGUAACGUGUCUGUAACCAGUCUAUAAGUGAACUAAACGGGACUGCCCCAUUAGAGCAUCUGACAGACGUUCACUAUGGUGCAUUAAGUUUGUAAGAACCUCUCCAGUGCGCUGACAAUAAACCAUGAUUAAUUUAA
Molecule: messenger RNA, 4326 nt
Organism: Salvelinus fontinalis (brook trout)
Lineage: Eukaryota; Metazoa; Chordata; Actinopteri; Salmoniformes; Salmonidae
Product: zinc finger protein 569-like
Exons: 2
Coding region: 194-985 (263 amino acids)
Cellular component (GO): nucleus
Source: RefSeq, a predicted model, not a curated record